AUGUCCUUAUCAAAACCUACUUGGAAUCAUUUCGGUUCUCACCAGCCGUUCCCGGAAAAGCAGAAUCUCGCCAAUCUCUACCGGGACGCUCUUUCAUCUUCCAUCCUCACCCCUGCUUUCUCUCUCUCCGCCUUCUCACCCUUCACCAUGAAUGCCCUCUCCCCGGACGAGAUGGAGCGUUUCCAAAGGCUCUCCAACAACUACCAGCCAGAUGUCCAGGGUCCCCAUGUCUCAACGAAGCAGCCUAGCCACAACAUCGCCCUGGACUAUUCCAAUGCAGACCCGACUCUCGCAGCAAAGACCAAUGCGCUUGCGCUAUCCCACCCGGAAUGCCGUAUCAUGAGGGGGGACGGGAAUUGUGGUUGGAGGGCUGUGGCAUUUGGUUACUUCGAAACUCUGUUCGCCCUUCGUGACCCUAUUCGGAUUCAAGCGGAGCUUUCAAGGAUGAAGUCUUUGAAUGGGCUUAUGGAUCAGAUGGGUAUUGGUAAUCAUAUCUAUGAGAUCUUUGUUGACGAGACGGAGUCAAUUCUUAAGCAGAUCUUGGAUGCUAUUCAGGGCGGUGUCCAAGAUGAGUCUUUCCUGGUCGGUGCUUUCAAUGAGGGGUAUACCGCCGAUGCUAUCGUUACCCAUUUCCGAAUGUUGACUAGUGCUUGGAUGAAGCUUAAUCCGGGACGAUACCAGGCAUUCCUUCAUUUACCUGUUGAUCGAUACUGCGCUUCACGCGUCGACACCGUGAAAACCGAAAUCGACGAGGUGGGCCUGCAGGCGCUGAUCGAUGGUGUUAUCGAGGGUUCAGGCUUUGGUGUCGAGAUCCUUUACCUCGACCGCAGUGAGGGCGAUGUGGUGACGCCUCACCAAUUGUCCUCCAACUGCCCCAAUGGUGCCACAAUCCGUCUUCUCUACCGACCUGGCCACUAUGAUAUUCUCUACCAGGCGGAUUCAGCUUUGAACAUGGCACCCAUUGUCAACCUCCAAUACGGAUUGAGUUCCGAUUACACCACCUCCUGGGACAAUGCCACACUUGGAUUCGACAUGAAUUCUAGCUUGAUGGCUAUCCCCAAUCUCAUGCAGGACUCUUCCUUCGGAAUGGGCGCUCCCAUGUCUCCCAUGCCGUCGGCCUCGCCUGCUCCCCCAAGCCCUUUCCGCAUGUCCCCGCAACAGGACAUGUAUCAAUCGCCCAUGCAAUCGCAUGCUCCGAUAUCUCUCCCCGUCUCUCCCCCUCAUCCUCCCCCCACCGCCACCCUCCUCCGCCCCGCCACCCAUGACAUCGUUGCCCAGUCGAACCUCAGACGGUCCGCAGAUUCGACUGAAUCCCCUCGUGAUGAAACCAAACCUAAGUCGCUCGCUGCCUCUCACCCUACAAUCAAGCCCACUUCCAAAAUUCCGACUUCGAACCCAUUCACUGGGAACCGCACGGAAGAUGACUUGUUACGAUGA
Messenger RNA from Penicillium brevicompactum, 1437 nucleotides. RefSeq names its product OTU family ubiquitin thioesterase. The transcript has 7 exons. The coding region runs from base 1 to 1437 and encodes 478 amino acids. Gene Ontology annotation, molecular function: cysteine-type deubiquitinase activity; ubiquitin binding. The record is from RefSeq and is a predicted model, not a curated record. NCBI's taxonomy places the organism in Eukaryota, Fungi, Ascomycota, Eurotiomycetes, Eurotiales, Aspergillaceae. Gene Ontology annotation, cellular component: nucleus. Gene Ontology annotation, biological process: protein K48-linked deubiquitination.